CGCUCAGUGAUCGGCUGGACGAGCCUGGAGUAAGAUGGAGAAAAUCCCCAUCCUCGGUCUCGGCACCUGGAAGUCUUCUCCAAAUCAAGUGAGUGAAGCAAUAAAGGUUGCCAUAGACGUGGGUUACCGCCACUUUGACUGUGCCUUUUUUUAUCACAAUGAAAAGGAGGUAGGAGAAGGUAUCCAGCAAAAGAUUAAGGAGGGCACUGUGAAACGGGAGGACCUUUUCAUCGUUUCCAAGCUCUGGAAUACCUUCCAUGAGAAGGACCUUGUGAAACGUGCUUGCCAAAAUAGCCUGAAGGAUCUACAGGUGGAUUACUUGGAUCUUUACCUGAUGCAUUGGCCUAUGGGUUUUAAGGCAGGGGAUGAUGACUUACCAACAGAUCAGAAUGGGAUGAAUAUUGCCAGUGAAAUAGACUACUUGGACACAUGGGAGGCCAUGGAGGAUCUGUUGAGCGAGGGACUGGUGAAAGCUAUAGGGGUUUCAAAUUUCAACCAUAAACAAAUUGAGAGACUUUUGAACAAGCCUGAUUUACGAUACAAGCCAACAAAUAACCAGAUAGAGAGCCACCCAUUCCUCACUCAGGAGAAGCUGAUCAACUAUUGCCAUUCAAAAGAUAUCUCUGUGACAGCCUAUCGUCCUCUUGGGGGCACGAGUGGAGGAGAACAUGAUGUCUUCAAUGAACCCAUUAUUAAGAAGAUUGCUGAAAAAUACAAGAAAUCUGAAGCUCAGGUUUUGAUUCGAUUUCAGAUACAGAGAAAUGUGGCCGUCAUCCCUAAGUCUGUCACACCAAGUCGAAUAAAAAAGAACUUCCAGGUGUUUGAUUUUGAACUCACAAAAGAAGACAUGGAUGCCCUCCUUAGCCUGAAUAAGAAUCUUCGAUUGGCUGCAUUUCCUAAUGCUAAAAAUCAUAAAGACUAUCCUUUCCAUAUUGAAUACUGAGGAUGGUCUGGACUGGCCUUCAUGCUCUGCCUUUCCCACCUGAGUACAAAGAUGUCACUCUUAACCUCUAGAAAACUUUCUCUACUACCCCAGCUCUACAAAGUGUUUUGUGGUUAAAAAAAUGUAUAUAAGAGCAGCUUUGAUGGAGAAACAUAAUGAUUUGGAGGGUGGCCAGAAUUUCCAUUUUUUGCAAAGUCUCCAGUACUGUCUAAGACACUGAAGACAGGAUAUUGAAGGAUUUUAGAAUACUGACCUACAAGUUGCUAAUGUCAGCCUGUGUGCUAUGGUGCCUAAAUUUACCUUAUCCAAUUAAUUUACUGGAGAGAUGCAUGACUCUUAAUAAAGUAAUGGUGAGUAAACUAA
Trichosurus vulpecula (common brushtail) is the source of this 1306-nucleotide messenger RNA. Its product is annotated as 1,5-anhydro-D-fructose reductase-like. Gene Ontology annotation, molecular function: aldose reductase (NADPH) activity. Lineage: Eukaryota; Metazoa; Chordata; Mammalia; Diprotodontia; Phalangeridae. Bases 35 to 943 code for a protein of 302 amino acids. Gene Ontology annotation, cellular component: cytosol. The transcript is spliced from 11 exons. The record is from RefSeq and is a predicted model, not a curated record.